This is a messenger RNA of Durio zibethinus, 1383 nucleotides long. Its product is annotated as myb family transcription factor PHL11-like. Gene Ontology annotation, molecular function: DNA binding; DNA-binding transcription factor activity. The record is from RefSeq and is a predicted model, not a curated record. NCBI's taxonomy places the organism in Eukaryota, Viridiplantae, Streptophyta, Magnoliopsida, Malvales, Malvaceae.
GCUGCAGCUGUUUCUUUCUCUCUCAAAUCGCCUUUAGAUCAUCAUUCCUGAUUAUCUAAAAGGUCCAACACCUAAUGCAGACGUACACGGGAGAGGAUGAAGAAAAUUAUUCGUUUUGUUUUGUUUUGUUUAGAUUGCAAUCAUGUUUGUUUGCUUAAGAUUCGUCGCCGAGCUUUCCUCUGCAUGUUCUUAGUUUAAAUAUAAAUAUUAUCUGUCCGUUUCUCAUUAAAAAUAAAUAAAUAAAAAGCUCUGCUAAUAUGUAUGAAGUUGAAACAGCAAAAAAGUUUUUUCAGUUUACAUUCUUAUGCUAAGGAGAAAUAGGAAAUUCAACUCAAAUUGAUUCCACUCAACAACCUGCUUGAAGAAUUUCAGUUUAAGGAGCGAAUUGAGGUGGUUUGGUGUGGUCUGAUGAGAUGGAGAGAUUAUGCUAUGGCGGUGGAGUUGAGGGAGGAGGGAACUAUAGGUACGAAAAUGGGGUGGUGAUGACGAAAGACGCAAAGCCCAGGCUGAGAUGGACGGCUGAUCUUCACGACAGAUUCGUCGAUGCCGUAACUAAACUUGGUGGCCCUGACAAAGCAACUCCCAAGUCUGUCCUAAGGUUGAUGGGCUUGAAGGGUUUGACAUUGUACCAUUUGAAGAGUCAUUUACAGAAAUACAGACUAGGACAGCAAGCGCGGAAGCAAAAUGCAGCAGACCAAAACAAAGAGAAUGGUGGGAGUUCGUAUGUACAGUUUAGCAAUCAUUCUUCGGAUACUAUCACCAAUUCACCAAGAGAUGACAAUGAGCAAAGACAAAUUCCAAUGACAGAGGUACUGAAGACUCAACUGGAAGUACAAAAGACAUUGCAAGAGCAACUUGAGGUACAGAAGAAAUUGCAGAUGAGGAUAAAGGCUCAAGGGAAGUACUUGCAAGCAAUAUUAGAGAAAGCCCAAAAGAGCCUCUCAUUUGAUAUCAACUCAUGUGAUGGGAAUGUAGAAGAAACAAGAGCACAACAAGCAAACUUCAACUUGGCUCCGUCGAAUCUCCUGGAGAAUGUGAACGAAGCAGACAGGAAAUCAAACGCAGUACAGAUGAAUGACGUUUCCAAGAAGACCAACUAUUCUGCUUUCCAAAAUUAUGGACUACUGGGAGAAAGAGAAGGAAGCAAAGAUGUUAAGCUUAAAGUUGAAGGAGAUUCCAUAGAUUUUGACCUAAACACCAAAGAUAGCUAUGAGUUUGUUGCUAUAAAUGGAAACGAGCGUCAAUCACGCAUGUUUUCAUACAAGGGAUGAAAUUCAAAAUAUAGAUAUCCAAUUUAUGAGUUAUGCAUUCGUUUUACAUCUGUUUGUAUCACGGAUCGAGAUUUAAGCUCCGAUUCGAACGGCUCCAAGAUUCGAAUAUGCA